Messenger RNA from Labrus mixtus (cuckoo wrasse), 2777 nucleotides. RefSeq names its product KISS1 receptor b (gene kiss1rb). Gene Ontology annotation, cellular component: membrane. Gene Ontology annotation, biological process: neuropeptide signaling pathway. The transcript has 6 exons. The record is from RefSeq and is a predicted model, not a curated record. NCBI's taxonomy places the organism in Eukaryota, Metazoa, Chordata, Actinopteri, Labriformes, Labridae. The coding region runs from base 1021 to 2130 and encodes 369 amino acids. Gene Ontology annotation, molecular function: G protein-coupled peptide receptor activity.
AAAAAUAAAUAAAUAUCUCAGUCAUGCUAAAAUAUCAUUAAAUUGUCUGUUGCACAAACAGUCAUCCUUUUUUUUUAUUUCUAGCGUCACCUAUUCCCCAAACGCCUCAUCUUGACAUACUGUGCUAUUGUGAAGAUGAGUCACUUUGUGCCACUCAGCCUAUGCCAUGAUGGAUGUAAUGACAGUUUAAAACUGUCGUGCUGAAGGGGACGAGAGAUCAAGCUGUACUGUCACCAUGACCCCCAGCUGUCUGCACGGUUCAUUUAUUUUGUGUAUGUAAGGUAUCAGUUAGUAUGAGUUCCUUGUUCAAGCCAUGGCUGAUGAAAUAGUAAACUUUUUUUUCUUUACAUCUGUUUGGCUAAAUGUCAGACUCUGCUCAGCUUUGUUCUUUCAGACAUGUCUCAGCUGUACUUACACUUAUCUGCAGUUUUAGCUGAGGCUUAAAUUGGCUGAAACGUCUUUAUAGAUGUUUCAUUAUAAAGAACUACCUGCAGUCAUUUUUGCAGGGCAAACAGCCCUCUGUAAUUACAUGUGAUGAAGAAGAUUUUGUUUUAAGGCUCCUACCCUUUCACUCUCUCUCUCUCUCACCAUUUCAAAAAGCAAACCAACCACUGUCCCCUCACCUCACUAUGCCCCCACCAUCCCCAGUAAUGGUGGUCUAUAACUGUGCUUUCAUCUCAGACCUGCAGAGAACAGAACAGUUGCUGGUCGCUGAUCAACAGGGACUAUACCUUUUAAACUCUACUUUACAAAGCAAAGAGCACAACACAGGUAGGAGAAGCUUUUUAUACAGGUAUUAGCUUUUCUGUUACUUUUCAGUCUUGAGUUGUCCUUUAUGUAUCAAAGAACAAAGGCUGCAAUAAAAUACUUGAUAGAAAAUGUUAAAUUAUGCACAUAUUCAAAAAUUUAAAAAUGUUUCUUCAGAUCUUUUAUUAGAAAAAGACUGCAAUGAAAUUAGCUGAGUUACAACUUCUUUGUACUACUAUUACAACCGUAUGUUUCCAGCUUUGAUUUGUGGUGAUGAUCAUGGAAUCAGCAGCUGAUCUUGGUCCAGACUGUGGCUCUUUAUGCAACAAGUCCACCGUUCUCGGGGGCCAGGGGCCACCGGUGUUAGUCGAUGCCUGGCUGGUCCCCACUUUCUUCGGCCUCAUCAUGCUGGUCGGCCUGGUCGGGAACUCUCUGGUCAUCCAUGUGGUCACCAAACACCAGCAGAUGAAGACCGUCACCAACUUUUACAUAGUGAAUUUGGCUACGACUGAUAUUUUGUUCCUGGUCUGCUGUGUGCCCUUCACUGCCACCCUGUACCCGCUGCCCAGCUGGAUCUUUGGGGAGUUUAUGUGCCGACUGGUGAACUACCUUCAGCAAGUGACAGCUCAGGCGACGUGUAUCACUCUUUCAGCCAUGAGUGUGGAUCGCUGCUACGUGACCCUCUAUCCCCUGCAGUCACUACGACACAGAACCCCACGCAUGGCUUUGGCCAUCUCUGUGUCUAUCUGGAUAGGAGCCUUGCUGCUGUCCAUCCCUGUUGCUGUGUACCAGCGUCUGGAGGACGGAUACUGGUUCGGUCCUCAGACUUAUUGCAGUGAGGUCUUCCCCUCCGCCCAUCUCCAGAGAGCCUUCAUCAUCUACAGCUUCCUCGCUGUGUACCUGCUGCCCCUGCUCACCAUCACCGCCUGCUAUGCCUUCAUGUUGAAGCGCAUGGGGCAGCCAAGCGUCAAUCCCAUCGACAGCAGCUACCAACUGCAGGCUCAGGCAGAGCGAGCAGCAGCAGUGAGGGCAAGGGUCUCCAGGAUGGUGGUGGUGAUGGUGGCCCUGUUCCUCAUCUGCUGGGGGCCAAUCCAGAUCUGCAUCCUCCUGCAAGCUUUUGGCCUCCGCAGCUACGUUUUAUACAAGUUGAAGAUUUGGGGUCACUGCAUGUCUUACUCCAACUCCUCCGUCAACCCUGUGGUUUACGCCUUCAUGGGAAACAACUUCAGAAAGGCCUUCAAGCAAGCCUUUCCCGCUGUGUUUCUGUGGCGCUCAAGAGGACGCGUGAGGGUGGGAAACAUGGACACAGAGGACGGAGGAGAGAUCGAUCACCAGGCACCCAAAGGAGAAGCAGAGAUGCACUUUCUUUCAUCCGAGUCCUAAAGGUCACGCUCUGCAUUUGGACACUGGGCACAUUGUUCAUUUAUUUAUAGUCUGUUUGUUCUGGAGAUGAGAGAGUCAAACCCAGUGUAUGUGCAUGGUACACAUAAACACACACACACACACACACACACACACACACACACACACACACACACACACACACACACACACACACUGAGGAUCAUGUGAUCUCUUACAAAGGACAAACCAGCCAGGUGCCUCUUGUGACAUCCACAAGCUUCUCAAACACAAUUAUCUUUGUCACAUUUUUUCUGUUAACCUGCACCAGUUCACUGAAUGUAAAAAUGUUUGAGCUCCUGGUUUUCUUGCUAAAGCAAAUAAGCAACUGCAUCUUUUAUUGUUUAAUGUGAAAAAGAAAAAACCUCUUUGACCAGCUAAAAAAAAAUAUAUAUCACUAAAUGUUUUUGGUCCAAUGGUGUCCACUUUGUGUCUUUUCAUAGCACUCAACGACUCACUUUUUACUUAUUUGUCAACUGAUCUGUAAUGGUUAAUAGCUAAAAGAUCCACAGAAAAUGAUUUGGCAGGAAUGGCACUUUUUAAUCCAUAACAUAUGGACUUUUAGGCUUUAGGCCAAUCAAUUGUGAUGAUAAAUGUGCAAAAUAAAUAGUUUUAAGGUGUCACGUUGG